AUGAGGCAGAAUACUUUUGUCCGUGAAAAUAAUUGGAGAGACGCAGAAACAUUACUAUUGCGGCCAUUGCUAGACGCUGAAAGGUUACUAUUAUGGGCGGUGCCAUAUAGCCAACAGUCACAAAUAGGCUCAAAUUCGGAAGAAGGUCCUGUAAAAGGAACAGAAUACCUCAACCAUUACAGCCUCCUGGUAGUGUCCCUGUGUGAAUGCUACCGCAAGGCCCUAUAUUGUGAGGAGAUUGAGUUUAGUCUGGGUGGUAUCACCAAGAUUCUACGCCAAUCUAGUCUCAGUCAACAAAAGCAAAUAUCUUUAUUUGGGACUAAUUGUUGGUAUAAUGAGAGAAACUCAGCCAACUACCGUGAUAAAGAAUGGUUUAAAAGACGAUCUCGAUACACGCUUGCCGAUGCAGUUCACUGUUACGCAAAGGCUUUCAUUCGCAUCGCUCGUUUUCAAGCUUGUUAUAACCCUGAACCUUUCGAAGAAAAAGUUAUCAAUUUACAAAAAGCCUUAAUCGAUCGAGAUGCAAUUUCCAAACCUGACUACCUCCUCGAAAACCUCCUCGACAGGGAGAGAAUUCGGGGAGAAUAUCUCGGAGAUACCCUCUUACAGGAGACUCGGAAAGGCAAUUUGGAAUACACUUUGUUCCUAUUGAAUGAGGUGUCAAGUUUGAGUGAUGGGUUAUCUGGGGGUGAGACUCUGGUCAUGGCCGCACAGCAAGGUUGGUAUCCUGUUGUUAAAUCCUUGAUAGAGCACAGGGCGUCCUUGGAAUGGAAAGGUGAAACGUGUCGUAAUGCAGUAUCAUAUGCUGCCGAGAAUGGGGAUAUCAACUCAUUGAACUACCUCUUUUGGCGAAGGGAGCACUUCCAGAUGUUGCGGACUCAUCUCGGCGCAGUCCCUUAUUUUACGCUGCAAGUUAUGGACAUAUUGACGUCAUAA
Molecule: messenger RNA, 936 nt
Organism: Trichophyton rubrum CBS 118892
Lineage: Eukaryota; Fungi; Ascomycota; Eurotiomycetes; Onygenales; Arthrodermataceae
Exons: 1
Coding region: 1-936 (311 amino acids)
Source: RefSeq, a predicted model, not a curated record